Lithohypha guttulata is the source of this 1179-nucleotide messenger RNA. RefSeq lists its product as uncharacterized. Lineage: Eukaryota; Fungi; Ascomycota; Eurotiomycetes; Chaetothyriales; Trichomeriaceae. The coding region runs from base 1 to 1179 and encodes 392 amino acids. The transcript is spliced from 2 exons. The record is from RefSeq and is a predicted model, not a curated record.
AUGUCUCCUUCAGUCUACCAUUCCGCAAUUCAGAUAGCAGUCCUUCGUCACAGCUUCAGCAGCCGAGAGGACCUCAGCAACAUGCAGCUGACCGAUGCAAGCGGCAAACUUGCUCAAAUAGCAGAGUCGCUCAUGCAGACCAUCAGCGAAGAUCCUUCCUUAGCAUCAUCCUUAUUGUCACCUCAACAAGGAGAGGGCAAAGCUAACAGAAAAGCAACCUCAACGUUUUCAGGAGAGGCGGAUGCGAUGGUAGAUGUGACAGCGGGGAGCUCUCCCACGCAAUCAUCUUCGAUCGAGGAUGGAGAGGACAUACCGGCCCUGACCCUGACUGAACUGCUGUCGCUCAAGGAUGUAGACGCAGCGUGUCAGACAGAUCCUGUCAGUCUAAGGUAUCCAGGGCGACGAAUUCAAGGUAUUAGUUUCCAUACUGACGGACUUGACCUCGACAGACAGCCUGUGCAACUCUUUGAAGAGUUGCAUGCUUUCUGGACACAGCACGUGAGUGGACGGCAUCCGCCGCAGCUAUUCGAUGUUGUACCCAUGGAACUUGCAUUCGACACCAGAUUGACAAGGACUGCAGAUCAUAUGUCCAAGGCGAUCGUCGAUUUUCGCAAUGGCGCUCGUCGUGCCAUUCAGGCUGGCGCGAGGCUGGACGAUAUCUUGGGCAGCAAUAUGCCUUCUUUGGAGACUUUCCACAGCCAAGAUCCAAACACCCCAAUUCACUCUGCUUGGAGUUGGGCUUGUCAAUUCACUCGAGCUUUUCCAGAACUUCCACUUACCACGCAGCUCUCCACCAUCUAUCUUGUAGGCAUACAGAUGCGGUUCUUCAUCCACCCUAACGCCGAUACCUUUGACGAUUUGCCUCCAAUGCUCCGACCUCUCCGAAAGCAAUAUACUGUCGAACACGCGGCGAGCAUUGACAUUUGUUAUUUUCCAGCCCUUAAGGACUUCCUACUUGACAAUCAGCACCAAUAUUCUUCCCUUUUCAUCAAGAUAAUUUCAACACAAAGCUGCAACUGGCCUUACAGUGAGGCAGCAUGUUUUAACAACUGUAAUCAACCUUCUCAUACAUCGACCUUGUCACGUGCUUUCAUCGAGCAUAUUCGGAACGGCCAGAACUUCACAAUCGGUGCAGAGAUCUUUGAAGAAGCGCCUCAGCUGAAAGCGCACGUGCGCUGA